Molecule: messenger RNA, 930 nt
Organism: Pectinophora gossypiella (pink bollworm)
Lineage: Eukaryota; Metazoa; Arthropoda; Insecta; Lepidoptera; Gelechiidae
Exons: 5
Coding region: 22-600 (192 amino acids)
Source: RefSeq, a predicted model, not a curated record
UAUUGUUGUAAAACGAUAUAAAUGUCGAGGGACAUUUUUACCACAUUGCAUACAGUCGGUGAACAAGACAAAAUGAUGUUCUAUACAAGUGUCAUUUGUGUCAUACUCGGCACGCUGGUAAGAGUACAAGCCGAUGAUAACGAAGAAGCUGUACAGGCGUGCAUAAAUGUGUUCAAGACAGAGAAUAUGGAAAGUAUGUGCUGUGAGACUUUAGGUCAAAUGAUGACGAACGAAACGGAAAUACUUAACGCUGAAUGCGGAAUAAUGAAAAACAAAGAGUGGACGUGCGAGAUGUCAGAAUGUAUUAUGACAAAAACCGGUAUGAUGCGGGACGGAGAGGUCGACCACAAGAGAAUGAAGGAGCGUCUACUAGCAUUCGGAGAACAUCAUCCAGAUACUAAACCUAUGACUGACAGUGUGAUCAAAUCCUGUGAUAAGGGCAUGUACGAAGAUAUGCCGAGUCACAUGUGUGACGCCAUGAAAUACCAUGUCUGCUUCUUCUUUUCAUCUUUGAUGGAGUGUCCGAAAUGGAAGCAGGACGACGACGUAUGCCAGAAGCUAGCUGAGAACGUUUCGAAGUGCAGGAAAUUAUUAACAUAAGUACUUAUAGAAAGAAAGAAAAAAAUAUUCGGCAAAAAAUACAUAGUAACAUAUUGUUUGGUAGUAAUUAACAAUUUAAUUAUAAUAUUUUAUUGUUAUCCAUGAAAUACAAACACAACAACAAUUGUAAUAUAAAUAAUGCCGAAACGGGUGCAGCUCAGCAAAUGCCGUAGCCUAGCUAUAGAAAACCUUGAUAUGUUCCAAUGUAAUCACUAAUCCCUACUAAUUAAUGUGGUAUUAUUAACUUACUAAUAAAAUUAAAAAAAAAAGUAUAUCUUAAAAGACAUUUUGUUCCGAAAAAAAUCCGCCAGCAAGCCAGUGAAAUAUGCU